Molecule: messenger RNA, 2007 nt
Organism: Phaeoacremonium minimum UCRPA7
Lineage: Eukaryota; Fungi; Ascomycota; Sordariomycetes; Togniniales; Togniniaceae
Product: putative atp-citrate synthase subunit 1 protein
Exons: 2
Coding region: 1-2007 (668 amino acids)
Biological process (GO): tricarboxylic acid cycle; fatty acid biosynthetic process; acetyl-CoA biosynthetic process
Cellular component (GO): cytosol
Molecular function (GO): ATP citrate synthase activity
Source: RefSeq, a predicted model, not a curated record
AUGACUGCGACAUCUGCCAACCCUCCCGCCGCCACCAAUGGUGUGAACGGCACCCAGGGCGGCCUGUCCGCCAACGACAACAUCCGCCGCUUUGCUGCUCCUAGCAGACCGCUGAGCCCUCUCCCAGCUCAUGCCCUCUUCAACAACAAGACCAGAUGCUUCGUCUACGGCAUGCAGCCCCGUGCUGUGCAGGGCAUGCUUGACUUCGACUUCAUCUGCAAGCGUACGACCCCCUCCGUCGCCGGCAUCAUCUACACCUUCGGUGGUCAGUUCGUCAGCAAGAUGUACUGGGGAACCAGCGAGACUCUGCUGCCAGUCUACCAGGAGGUGUCCAAGGCUGUCGCCAAGCACCCCGACGUCGAUGUCGUCGUCAACUUUGCUUCUUCCCGAAGUGUCUACAGCUCCACCAUGGAGCUGAUGGAGAAUCCUCAGAUCAAGACGAUUGCCAUCAUCGCUGAGGGUGUUCCAGAACGACGUGCCCGAGAGAUCGCCCAUGUUGCUCAGAAGAAGGGUGUGACCAUCAUCGGACCCGCUACCGUUGGUGGCAUCAAGCCCGGCUGCUUUAAGAUCGGUAACACUGGUGGUAUGAUGGACAACAUCGUUGCCUCUAAGCUGUACCGAAAGGGCUCCGUCGGAUACGUCUCCAAGUCCGGCGGUAUGUCUAACGAGUUGAACAACAUCGUUUCGCAAACAACCGAUGGCGUGUAUGAGGGUGUUGCCAUUGGUGGUGACAGAUAUCCAGGAACCACUUUCAUUGACCACAUGCUGAGAUACCAGGCGGAUCCUGAGUGCAAGAUCCUCCUGCUCCUCGGUGAGGUUGGUGGUGUAGAGGAAUACAAGGUCAUUGAUGCUGUUAAGCAAGGCAUCAUUACCAAGCCCAUUGUCGCAUGGGCUAUCGGUACUUGCGCAAGCAUGUUCAAGACCGAGGUUCAGUUCGGCCACGCUGGCGCCUUUGCCAACUCUCAGCUUGAGACUGCGGCGAUGAAGAACAAGAUGAUGAGGGAAGCUGGCUUCUAUGUUCCUACCACAUUCGAGGACAUGCCUGCCCUCCUGAAGCAGGUCUACGAGAAGCUCGUUAAGGAGGGCACUAUCAAGCCGCAGCCUGAGCCUAUGGUGCCCAAGAUCCCCAUUGACUACUCAUGGGCGCAAGAGCUGGGUCUUAUCCGAAAGCCUGCUGCCUUCAUAUCCACAAUCUCCGAUGACCGUGGUCAGGAGCUGCUGUACGCUGGAAUGCCCAUCUCCGACGUCUUCAGGGAGGAGAUUGGCAUUGGUGGUGUCAUGUCUCUUCUGUGGUUCCGUCGCCGUCUGCCCGACUAUGCCUCUAAGUUCUUGGAGAUGGUUCUCAUGCUUACUGCCGACCACGGUCCGGCCGUGUCAGGUGCCAUGAACACCAUCAUCACCACCCGUGCUGGCAAGGACCUCAUCAGCGCAUUGGUCAGUGGUCUCCUGACCAUUGGUUCUCGUUUCGGUGGUGCUCUUGAUGGUGCCGCCGAGGAGUUCACCAAGGCCUUUGACAAGGGUCUAAGCCCGCGUGAGUUCGUCGACAGCAUGCGCAAGGCGAACAAGUUGAUCCCGGGUAUUGGUCACCGUGUCAAGUCAAGGAACAACCCCGAUCUGCGUGUCGAGCUCGUGAAGGAGUUUGUCAAGGCCAAGUUCCCUAGCCACAAGAUGCUUGACUACGCCCUGGCAGUUGAGACCGUCACCACGUCCAAGAAGGACAACCUCAUCCUCAACGUCGACGGCUGCGUGGCUGUCUGCUUCGUUGACCUGCUCCGCAACUGCGGUGCCUUCAGUGCCGAGGAGGCCGAGGACUACCUCGCCAUGGGUGUUCUGAAUGGUCUGUUCGUCCUGGGUCGUAGCAUUGGUCUGAUUGCCCAUUACCUCGACCAGAAGAGAUUGCGCACUGGUCUGUACCGUCAUCCUUGGGAUGAUAUCACCUAUCUGCUGCCCUCGCUGCAGCAGGUUGGCCCACCGGGCGGUGAGGGCCGUGUUGAGGUGCAGAUGUGA